This is a messenger RNA of Ochlerotatus camptorhynchus, 2950 nucleotides long. RefSeq names its product sterile affecting ciliogenesis (gene sac). The transcript is spliced from 3 exons. NCBI's taxonomy places the organism in Eukaryota, Metazoa, Arthropoda, Insecta, Diptera, Culicidae. The record is from RefSeq and is a predicted model, not a curated record. Gene Ontology annotation, biological process: microtubule-based movement. Gene Ontology annotation, cellular component: dynein complex. The coding region runs from base 1 to 2949 and encodes 982 amino acids. Gene Ontology annotation, molecular function: dynein intermediate chain binding; dynein light intermediate chain binding; minus-end-directed microtubule motor activity.
AUGUCCUAUCCGGAGCUGGAUUGGCGUGCUUCUUUCCAACAGCAGGUUAACAAUCGGAAAAGCUUAUUUGAAAUUGUUAUUUCUCCAAGAAAAUCACUGAAACCCCCAGAUGGACCUGGAAUUAAAUACAAAUCGGAUCUGUUGAAGUCAUGUAAAUUCCAGUACAUUCAUAAGUUGGCAGUCCAACUAAGUGAUCCUUGUGAACUGGAAACCAUCCUGGGGCAGAAGCAUAUCAAUAAUAAACUAUUGUAUGGCCUUGAACCUCAUCCGCAACUUCUUUCUAACAAAUCAUUUCUUCCGCUGGAAUGGUUCGACGACUUCGAGUACGAUCCUAUGUCAGUGGAAAGGUGGUUGUCGAUCGACAAUCUUGUGGCUUUUGCAUUGGUUCAAAAACGAGAUUCCGAGGAAUGGGUUUGGCACCCGGUAACAGUAGCUGAUUACGAUCGUAGUAGUUACCUGUGGACAGUUAUGGAGAAUGGUGAUUGCUGGGAAGUUCCCCGAGUUCGUUUGUGUUUCGUUUAUGAGAAUCCCAUUUGCUUUGUUGAACGGAUUCGUGUGGCGCUUGAUAAUAGAAGCUAUGCGGAAAAUCGAUUGCGAUUCUAUUACCUUCGUCAGCUUGUGGAUGUAGAAGAUUUCUUUGAUCCAUCGGCUAAUACGGAACAACGUAUUUCCCAGAAGUCCGGAAAGGAAGCUCUGGAUGCAUUCAAAUGCAUUUAUCGAAAGGUUCACAUUAUGCUGUCUCUGAAUCUGUAUUUGGAGCAGAAUAAAUGGCUGAAAAUUAACCCAGUUGCGGUCAAACUGCAUAAAAUUGACCGUUCCUUUAAGGAUAAUGUUCGAGGCAUGUAUGAUUUCAGUGGUCGGCAUGCAUCGAUCAGAAGAAUUAUCAUGUAUAGUCAUCCAGCUGUGACUCAAGCUCUCGAAAAAGUUCAUUAUGAAUGUGAAAUAGUUAGAAGGAUGGCACUUUUCUCUCUGGAUUCGAAUAGUUCAAUGACGAUGGCAGAGUUCAGAACAAUGAACGAAGCUCAACUCAAGAGGACGAUGAGGUAUUUGAAGAACGGAUGGAUUGAGAAUAUUACCAUGCAGGUCCAUGGAAGCCUUUUAGAAUCUGGACGUGGGUGGUUCGACGUCACUGUCGAUAAAUGGACAAUGUAUCAAUUCAUGAAACUCUAUCGGUUAAUCGAACAGAUCAAGUUCAGGAUGCAGACAGCGCUGCGUGAUAUGGUGCAAAAAUCGACUGAGGAAUACUGUCACCGUUUGUGUGACCCUUGUUCGUUAGCGCUAUCAAUAGAGGAGAACUUCACAUGGCAGGGAAAUUUGAUCGAUUCUCCUUUCGAUUCCGGAAAGCGACCCGUGUUUAAUCUGUUGCUUGAAAUGGGGGAUGACGUUCCCUAUUAUUCCACGCAUCCAGAUGAGUUUUCUUUAUGUCUGGAAACAUUGUUCGAUGAAGCAGUAGCUAGAACCCACGAUAUACAGGUGAUUGAUCCUUCCUUGUUUGGAUCGUUGAUUUUUGAUCCUGAUCUCUACCUGUCAUCCAUGGGAUUGAUUGACCCUGUGAUUCAACAGCAAAAAGAACAUCUUGCCCUAUUGUAUCGUAAAACCAUCAUCCUCCUGAAAGCCUACGCUGCACGGUUCAUGGAAUUCAAAGAACUGUUCUUCACCAACUUAGUGGAGUACAUCGGAACCGUUCGAUCGAGUAAAACUUCACUUCAAGUCAAGGAGGAGAUUUCGUUUCAAAUACGGAUGUGCGAGAGCUUGGAACGUACCCUACCGUUAAGUAUAGUGAUAGGAUCGUUUUGUAUUAACGUACAUCCACUGCGUGAAGCACUCAUUCAAAAGCGUCGUGAGUUAAUCGCAGCACUGCUGAAAAUGCUCACCGAACGUCUUCGCGUUAAAACUUCCGACAUUGUAUUCGAUUACAACGAGAUUAUCAGAAUAAUGUGCGAAAAACCCACGUCAAUUGAACACAUUUAUGAAAUUCGAGCAUUCAUGGAGACUACUCCUGAACUACUGGAGAAACUGGAGGAUCGCAUGAAGACGGUAGUGUUUGAGUAUGAAAUUCUGGAAUAUUUCCGUUACGCUCUACCUGAUCCAGAUUUCUAUCAAAAGUGGCACGCUUUGGCCUUCCCACAGAAAAUAAUGAAGCAGAUGAUCUCCGUUUACGAAUUUCAUGAAGGUGAAGUGGACAAAUUCCGAAAGCAGCAAGUCAGCGAUGAAGCCGGAUUCGGGAGCCGAGUUGAAGAGGUGAAUGUGCACAUUUCAAAAUUUACAACAGUCUAUGAUGUGUCUAAAGUAGCAGAGGUAUCGAUCGAAGUGAAGAAAUUGUGGAGAACUGUCCAAGAAUUAAUGCAAUAUGGGGAGACUCUGAACAAGCGUCAAGAUCUGUUUGAACUUCCAGCUAUAGAUUUGUCCAACUUAUUUGAAUUGAGAGAAAGCUUCGAAAGCUUUAAGAAUCUGUGGACCUUUGGGGCAGAGUACAACAACGUGGAGGAAACUUGGCGAGAAAAUCCAUUAUCUAGUGUAGCAGUAGACGUCGUGGCUAGGAUAAUAAGUCAGUACAAAGCUUCCUUCGAGAGCUUGAUUGACCAGUUUGAAGAGCAACCCCAAAUUCAAGACGUUGUUCACACAUUUUUGAAAAGAGUCAAAUCCUUUGAGCCGUACUUAACGGUCAUCAAAUUGCUGCAACAUCCAUUGUUAGAGCCAAUCCACUGGGCUCAGUUGGCUAAAUCUGCUGGAAUCAAGGUGAAAGUGUCAUUGGCGACAAAUUUUGAAUUAUUUUUGGCGAAUAAAAUUGACCAGCAUUUAGAUAUGCUUCGUGAGCUCAUACAGAAAGCAGAAGAGCAAAAGGACGAGUCUGAAAGGAUUCAAGCCGAAGAAGAAGAAAUUAGACGCAAGGAGCAAGAAUACAUGGAAAACCGCCAGAUGAGACGCCUGCAGAGAACGGAAAUUUGAU